AAUUCAAACCAAACCCUGGCAGAGCAGCCAGAGUGCGAGAGAACGACCAGACAUUGAAGUUAUCUGACAAGGUCAGGGCUGGAUUAACCAAUAAACCAGGUGUGUGAAGGUCUAUAUUACUUGUCCAGGAUGGCGCUGAAGAUAGUGUGGUUGACACUUGGAGUGGUCAGGUUACUGUGGUGCCUCAAUCCGCAAACUGGUUACAUACACCCUGAUGAAUUUUUCCAGUCUCCAGAGGUCAUGGCAGGUGAUAUUUUGAACUUAAAAAUCUUACGCCCAUGGGAGUUCAAUACCAGCUACCCCAGCAGGUCGGUCCUGUUCCCUUUAGUGACAUCUGGCCUUUCCUUCACAGUCCUUAAAACUUUACACAAUUCCAAUCUUUUUGGCAGCAUCGUGAACAGCUACAGCUUGUUGGUUGUCCCUAGGUUCUUCAUGACAUGCCUGUCCUUUCUAAUAGACUAUGUGAUCUACCGGCUGUCCCGUCUCUGGGGAGCAAACCCAUGGAAUGCUUUAGUGCUGCUCAGCAGCUCACAUGUGAUGUUGGUCUUUUACACCAGGACAUUUUCAAACGUUAUAGAAGGAGCUCUGUUUGCGUUACUGCUGUUACUGGUGGCAAUGGAUGUGAAGCCUGCGACUGUGACACAGCAUCACAGGGCACAGAAGAAGAGAAACCAUAAGCAUCUCAUUGGGAUUGUUUUAGUCUCUGGCUUCUUCAACAGACCCACAUUUAUCGGCUUCGCUUUGGUGCCAAUGCUAACCUGGCUUUUUCGUGAUCAGGGUGGCAAAAUUCAAUUCAGUUUAAAAACAAUAAUGCUGAAUUCAUUUGGUAUUUUGUCCCCAGUGAUUGCAACCAGUUUUAUUUUCAUUGUGACAGAUUCAGUCUAUUUCAGUUCAUUAUUAUCUUUGAUAGACAAGAAAGCUGUCAACAUAACCCCGUAUCUAGUGUUAAGUCCUAUUAAUUUCAUUGUGUAUAACUUUCAGCCCAAAAACCUCAUUGCACAUGGCAGCCAUCCCUGGUUUACACAUCUGACUGUUAACAGUCUCAUGCUGUUUGGUGUCCUUCAUUUCUCAGCCAUUGUAACUGGCAUCCAAAUGGUAACUGGCAAAUUUGCCCACAAAGCUGGCUCUCAGAAACAACAAUGGGAAAGUAAAUUGGCAGCACAGUCUCCUGCUCUCUCUCCCAUUACUGGGUAUAUAAUGUUAGUCUAUUUUGUGCCAUUGAUCAUUCUAUCUCUGUUUAGUCACCAGGAAGCACGAUUUAUUAUCCCACUUAUUGUUCCCCUGGUCAUUCUCACUGCUCCAAAAUAUGAGCUGGUCAGGUGGAAAGUUGUAGUUGUGAUGUUUAAUGUCUUUGGGUCAGUGCUGUUUGGUUGUCUGCAUCAGGGCGGCCUAAUUCCUUGUCUGUCCUAUUUAGAGAAAACCCUGCAUUCAAACACUCCAAUAGUUGACCAGCACAAGCAUAAUUUGGUGUUUUACCACACCUACAUGCCUCCUCGAUAUUUGCUGAACAUCAGAAAAGACCAGGAUUCUGUCAGAAUCAUUGACUUGGGAGGAGCUGAAGUAUCUGUGCUUCACAAGACAGUGUCAGAGUUACUUGAUGAUUUAUCUUCCAAACACAUUGGGAGUGACCAAGAUAUGAACAUCUACAUUGUUGCUCCUGGCACUGUUCAAGAAGUUGUUAAGAAUUCUGGUUUGUCAUUGCAAACGACUGCGUCAUUUUUCCCUCAUUUAUCCAUGGAAGAUCCUCCUGAUUUACCUUCCCUUCUUUCCAAAGAUGGACUGGACCAGUUAAACCUUUACGUUUUCAAAGUGAUGCAAGGCCUAAAAAGUUAGAAUUCUGAUGGGAGAUUGUCUUUAUCUGCUCUCCUCAUGAUUGGCUUCAACUAGCCUUUAUCUUGUACCCCUUCCAGACAUACAAGAAAGAUGUUAGAAAAGCCUCCCCAAUAUAAGAACCACGUUCGAAUUUUUACAAAAUAGUUAUGAUUUGAAAUUGGUGGUGAAUAAAAUGAAUGUUUAGGUUGAUAGAUGAUUUUAUGCCCCUCAUCUCUGUCCCACGUCUCUUCACUUUCCGUUGCUAACUUGUCUUUCUCUGUUUAAUUAACACAACCUACUUUGACCUUUCCUAUCACUAUUCUUUCAAAACUUCAAAUUUGUCAUUUGACCUGUUCUUUCCGUAAUAUUC
Molecule: messenger RNA, 2182 nt
Organism: Callorhinchus milii (elephant shark)
Lineage: Eukaryota; Metazoa; Chordata; Chondrichthyes; Chimaeriformes; Callorhinchidae
Product: GPI mannosyltransferase 4-like
Exons: 3
Coding region: 130-1833 (567 amino acids)
Biological process (GO): GPI anchor biosynthetic process
Cellular component (GO): endoplasmic reticulum membrane
Molecular function (GO): alpha-1,2-mannosyltransferase activity
Source: RefSeq, a predicted model, not a curated record